AGGCCAGGGGCGGAGGAGGGAGCGGGGCGGGGGCCGGCGGCGGGGCCGCGCCCUCGGCCACUCCCCGGGGCGACCCGGCGGCUCCACACGCGCUGCGCCCGCCGCCGGCCCCACGCGCGGCCCAUGUCCUCCGCGCCGCGCUCGCCCACCCCGCGGCCCCGCAGGAUGAAGAAGGACGAGUCGUUCCUGGGCAAGCUGGGCGGCACCCUGGCCAGGAAGCGGAGGGCGCGCGAGGUGAGUGACCUACAGGAAGAAGGCAAGAAUGCCAUCAACUCACCGAUGUCCCCCGCCCUGGCGGAUGUUCACCCUGAAGACACCCAGCUCGAGGAGAACGAGGAGCGCACGAUGAUCGACCCCACUUCCAAGGAAGACCCCAAGUUCAAGGAACUGGUCAAGGUCCUCCUCGAUUGGAUUAAUGAUGUGCUGGUGGAGGAGAGGAUCAUUGUGAAGCAGCUGGAGGAAGACCUGUAUGAUGGCCAGGUGCUGCAGAAGCUAUUGGAAAAACUGGCAGGGUGCAAGCUGAAUGUGGCUGAGGUGACACAGUCCGAAAUAGGGCAGAAACAGAAGCUGCAGACGGUGCUGGAAGCAGUACAUGACCUGCUGCGGCCCCGCGGCUGGGCGCUCCGGUGGAGCGUGGACUCAAUUCACGGGAAGAACCUGGUGGCCAUCCUCCACCUGCUGGUCUCUCUGGCCAUGCACUUCAGGGCCCCCAUCCGCCUUCCUGAGCAUGUAACGGUGCAGGUGGUGGUCGUGCGGAAACGGGAAGGCCUGCUGCAUUCCAGUCACAUCUCGGAGGAGCUGACCACAACUACAGAGAUGAUGAUGGGCCGGUUCGAGCGGGAUGCCUUCGACACGCUGUUCGACCAUGCCCCGGAUAAGCUCAGCGUGGUGAAGAAGUCUCUCAUCACUUUUGUGAACAAGCACCUGAACAAGCUGAAUUUGGAGGUGACGGAACUGGAGACCCAGUUUGCAGAUGGCGUGUACCUGGUUCUGCUCAUGGGCCUUCUGGAAGACUACUUUGUUCCUCUCCACCACUUCUACCUGACUCCAGAAAGCUUCGAUCAGAAGGUCCACAAUGUGUCCUUCGCCUUUGAGCUGAUGCUGGACGGAGGCCUCAAGAAACCCAAGGCUCGUCCUGAAGACGUGGUUAACUUGGACCUCAAAUCCACCCUGAGGGUUCUUUACAACCUGUUCACCAAGUACAAGAACGUGGAGUGACGGGGGAGCUGUGGACGGUGGCAGGAGUGUCCCAGCAAGAAAGGCGGCAUCCAUGCCCUGUGCCUUUCCAGGGAGCCAGGCGCCAUGGGCCUCUGGUCCAAGCUGUGUUGACUGUCAUCCCCACCCCACCCCUACCUCACGCCCACCCCACCCCCUGCCUCUUUUGGUUGUUGUUCUUAAUCUCUUUUCCAUGUAAUUCCCAGUGGGCAAAAGUCUUUGAAAAUGCAGGAUUCUAAACACUCGUGCUUGCGUUUGAGGCCUGGCGUCACUCAGUUGCGUGGGAUGAUGAGUCCAUUGUCUGCCUUGGCUGAAAGAUGAGAAAAGCCUGAACCCCAGCCCCCAGCUGAUUGAGAGCGGCCUGCAUUCUGCCCGAUGGGGCAAUUAGCGAUCACAGGCCUUCAGAAGCACAACAUCAGCUCAGCAGGAAUGCCGGCUCCCCGAGGACCCGGGCUUGACGAUUCACCGGGGAUCUCCUGGGCUGGGCUCUCCUUGGAAGUGAGGCCUUUUUAAUAAAAGGGUUUUGCAGUUUGAAAAA
Molecule: messenger RNA, 1753 nt
Organism: Pongo pygmaeus (Bornean orangutan)
Lineage: Eukaryota; Metazoa; Chordata; Mammalia; Primates; Hominidae
Gene: PARVB
Product: parvin beta
Exons: 13
Coding region: 124-1218 (364 amino acids)
Biological process (GO): actin cytoskeleton organization; substrate adhesion-dependent cell spreading; lamellipodium assembly
Cellular component (GO): cytoplasm; lamellipodium; actin cytoskeleton
Molecular function (GO): actin binding
Source: RefSeq, a predicted model, not a curated record